ACCAGCAGAAAGUCGUCCAGAAUAUCGAAUUUUUCAGGUCACUGGGUCACAACUGUGAAAGUGAAAGUCAUUCGUACAUGGAAAGCUCGAUUUCUCGAGGUCAUCGAGAGUAAAAUCCCGCUGUUGUCCUCACGAAUAGUGAGAGUGAUUGGAGGGCAUUGACAUCAGCAACUUUCUCAGUUGACGGCCACCACUGGUUGGGCCAAGGUCGAGUGAGGUCAAGAGCAGGACAAUCAGUCAAAAUUACGUCGAUAUAAUCCACUUGAACCUUUAUCAAGUGCGAUAAAAUUUCUGGACACAGUAUUUCGUUUUGCAUUCAACCUCGAGGAUGUAUUGACUCUCUGAAGUCACUGAAGAAGUCUCAAUGGUGUGCAAACAGUACUUGAGAACUUGAGAUAAGAUAUCUCGGUUUUCGGAAUAAAAAGCCGACGGUGAUUUUGUGUCUUUUUUUUGUUGCUGCUGUCCUUGGACACCAUGGAGAGAGUCUUCACCUGGAUGACAGUCGAUCCAAUGGAGUAAAUGCAGAUCAACAUCGGGUUACCCGGGUGAACCUCAACGGGUGGUUCGAUCGCUACCUUCCGUUUGUCAAGAAGUACAUGGUGUCGCAUGGGAUGGAUCCGAUGAGUUUACCUGCGAUGAAUCUGCCAGCUCCGGACAUUCCCGGAUUCAAACCAAAAGUUGAACUUCACAAUGGACUGAUUCAUGGGAUCUCAAAUCUCACAAGAUCCGGAGACAUUAUUCAACACAUCUACGAGAGUUCCUCGAAGGUGGAGGUCCAAGUCAGUUGGAAGGAGCUAGAGGUGGAUUACGACUACUCAGUGAAAUAUCUCUUCUUCAAUCGUAAAGGGGGUCUGACAGGUAGAUUCCCCAAUUUGAAUAUAGGGAUGAUGGGAUCUGUCGACUUCAAGGCGCGAAAGGUGGAUCUGCGGUAUCUGAAGAUCAUCGAUUCAGGGGAUUUCUCCCUCAAACUGCGAGGACACUUGAUGGAUACUGUGGCCAAUGCUGCCCUGAAAGCCUUGACAGUCACCUUCCGGAAGCGAAUGCUACGGGAAAUGGAGCAUCAGAUGAACAAUGCUGUUCAACUUAAAAUCAAAGAAGUCAAUAAUUGGCUGUCAAACCAAUCCAAUAUUCCAAUUCCCCGAUCAGUGGAGGAGUGGAACGAUCUUUUGAAUUAAUUCCAAAUGUACCUGAUAUUAUUAAAUAAAUAAUCCGCGCAAGACUCCAGAGAAGUUGAAAAAUCAGUCUGUCAUGGAGCCAAAAAAUACGAUUUCUAAAGAUGUGAAACUCAUGAAA
Diachasmimorpha longicaudata is the source of this 1293-nucleotide messenger RNA. RefSeq lists its product as uncharacterized. Lineage: Eukaryota; Metazoa; Arthropoda; Insecta; Hymenoptera; Braconidae. The transcript has 6 exons. The record is from RefSeq and is a predicted model, not a curated record. The coding region runs from base 597 to 1175 and encodes 192 amino acids.